Messenger RNA from Rhizophagus irregularis DAOM 181602=DAOM 197198, 168 nucleotides. Lineage: Eukaryota; Fungi; Glomeromycota; Glomeromycetes; Glomerales; Glomeraceae. The record is from RefSeq and is a predicted model, not a curated record.
AUGAAAAAUGAAGCUUUCAGAAAGGCCCAUUUCGAUGGGUGGAAAAAAAAUGAAACAGAACCUUCAGAAAGGUCCAUUUUGUGUCAGGAUUUAGAAUGUUGGGAUAUUGUACCAUCAGGAUUCCAAGCUUUGGGAUUUUGGACGGAUCCCUUCAUUCUUGAUUCUUGA